GAAGGGCCGAAGCUCCCGAAGUGUCCUUCACUUCCGGUCGACUCGGCGGCAUGCGAAAGGCGGUCAUCCCACAGCUGGUUUAAAAGUGUUGCGAUUUCGCGUCGCUGUACUAACGUAGUAACCUAUAUUGUAGCUAUGUUGUAGCUGUUCUGUUGAUGGUCUCAAAUGCCGAAGAGGGGGAAUCCCUUUUUGGAUGACGUCCCCUUGCAGAGCAAGCUCUACGUAACAGCGAAAACUGUAAAUAAAUGUAGCGAAGAACGGAUGUCAACGGUUUACGCAAGGACAAUGGAACUGCUCUUCUCCGCUUCGGGCAAGGCCGAUGACAGGGCUUCAGGCCCUGCUCUUAAUGGGGUCCAGAAUGCAUCCGACAAGACUUCAGAGCAGUUCAGAAAAGGAAAGGAUUGCCCAUCAUGUAGCGGCAGGUCUGCAGUGGCAGCGUGUGCAUUCUGCGAACGUGCAGUGUGCAAGGAGUGUGUACGCCUGUGCUGCUCAUGUGGAAAUGGCUUCUGUCCCCUAUGUUCCCUCCUCAGGUACGGCCAACAGCAUGUACAAGCCGUAUGCCUGUCUUGCAAUGUGCCCGCAUAGCACGAUGUUUUGUACAAUAAAAUAUUAUUUCACUUUUG
This is a messenger RNA of Ornithodoros turicata, 623 nucleotides long. RefSeq names its product apoptosis regulatory protein Siva-like. NCBI's taxonomy places the organism in Eukaryota, Metazoa, Arthropoda, Arachnida, Ixodida, Argasidae. Gene Ontology annotation, biological process: extrinsic apoptotic signaling pathway. Gene Ontology annotation, molecular function: CD27 receptor binding. The coding region runs from base 166 to 585 and encodes 139 amino acids. The transcript has 5 exons. The record is from RefSeq and is a predicted model, not a curated record.